Molecule: messenger RNA, 345 nt
Organism: Coniophora puteana RWD-64-598 SS2
Lineage: Eukaryota; Fungi; Basidiomycota; Agaricomycetes; Boletales; Coniophoraceae
Exons: 3
Coding region: 1-345 (114 amino acids)
Source: RefSeq, a predicted model, not a curated record
AUGCCAAUUGGCCGUGAGGUAUUGGGCCCACCGCAAGGACUUGUCCGAUCUCGCGGACUCCAAUAUCAGGAAGCAACACUGGGCGAGGUUACUAGAGGAAUCGUGAACAAGCUUUAUCGUAAGAGGUAUCCGGACACUGGCGCGAGGUCUCACCUCGAUCCGAGUUUAAGAAGUACUCAAAACUUAAAGAUGAAGUUGUCGCCUGACGAGCGGACACAGUUACUUGCAUUCAAGAUCUACCGCAACCGAAGUCUCGCGUGCAUAGGGCGCGAGUUUAUCCUUGACGCGGCAGCGCGGAACCUCAAGAUACUCACUAAACUUCGAUCGGCACCAGACGUCUUAUAA